UGGGCGCGCGAGUUUUCCUUUUUUCCUGAAAAAUGUGAGAUUAACUAAGCCCUAAUUUCGCGUUCGAUUGAGUUUUCAUCUUGAUUUGAUUGUUUUCGAAGUAGUGCGACCGUAGUGCACGUUUGCCAGUGUUUUCAGGGCCGCUCUGCGUUGGUCCUUGCGCGCCUAGUUCGAGGAACGUUAACUAAUUUUAGAAACCGAAAUGAGUUCGAAUGGAAGAUGGAUCGUUGUUAUGCUCUUGCUCGUUUGCGUACCGUCGCCGCUGGCAACCGCUUCGCUUUUGGAAUACAUCUGGCCUGCACAGGAGAAUAGGGGCGAUCACUCGACGGCGAUCGAUACGUUCCCGGGUGUGCCGUAUGAGCUGAGCGACGGUGAGGAAGAGUUCAUACGGGAAGCAUCGAAAUGGAUCGGAAUGACGCUGUCCAAACUUGACCUGUGCCAUCAUCGGAUCGUGCUGAAGCUGAAGAAAUCCUGCCACGAACUGAACGGAGAGCAGAUGGGUAAGUUGGCGGUGAUGCUGCUCAACUGCCAGUCCGAUUCCGAGGGCCGGCCCCUGUUUCCGUGCACGGAUGAGAUGUCCUUGCGCCAGUGUACCGAGCGGAUGGAUUCCGACACGUGGAACGCCUAUCAUUUGAUAACGAACCGGGCCAAAGCGGUAUGUGCGAGCGUACGGCAUGAGCAGUUCCGUGGGCUGACCGAGCUCACGGUCAACAAGUUGAUGAGCACGGCCCACGAGCAGCUGCGGAUGAUGGGUGAGCUAGCGGACAGUCAACAGCAGCUACAGAGCCUUACUCGGGAAGCGGUCGACGAGAUGGUGGGCAAUAACGAGCGCAUUAUGCACCAGCAAGGUGACAUCAUGAAACUGUCCGAGGUGCACCGAGCAAAGGUCGAGUCGAACUUCCGCGAGCUGGUGCGCGAAAAAAGCCUAAUCCGAGCCGGUCAGCAGGAGGUGGCCGUGUUGUUGACCGAUUUACGUGCCCGUAUUGAUGGGAGCAUGAGGCAGCUAGAACAGCAUUCAAAGCGCAGCAAGCUAAACCACGAUUCCCUGUUGACCGAUUUAGAGCGUUUGCAAGCAAACGCUGCCGCUAUUGCGGCCAAGAUUGACGACACGGGGCUCCACUUUGCUGAGCAUCACCGUGUGGCUGAGGAGCAGUACCGCUACACGUUGGAGCAGCUGCAGCGUAUCAACGCAACCGUUGCCAACGUGCUGCAAUCGCUGGGUAGUGUACGGGACGAUUUCAAUCGGCAGCUGGCGUGGUUUACGGAAAAGGUUGGUGGCGGUGAAAAUGCUCUCCAGAAGGCAUACAUCAUCCUACUGCACUUUAGCUUUCUGCUGGUCGGCAUGAUCUGCUUAGCUUUCGUUGGAGCAGAUAAAAUGUUGCGCAUUGCACUGGUUGUGGCUGUUCCUGGCAAUAUGGUUGGAGGACUGUUGGAGUUGUUUCAACCAGACAUUUUGCGGCUUUUCAUAGCACUGGCUUGUAUUGCCUUGGUUGAUGUAUUCGUCCGACUUGUAUUGAAAUAUUCUUCGUCUGGAGCUGGGCUUCCCCAGAGCAGUACUGUCAAUCUGGAACGUCCAUCAACGACCAGCACCGGUCAAACGCCACAGCGUUCCAGUGCAGAGUAUCGCCAUUACCCAGAAAACGAACCAACCGAUAGCGAGAAUGAAGAGGAAGAUCGCUAUGGCAGAAAUACAAGCCGAUUACGUUCGAUCACUCCUUCUGGCUUGCUGCGUGAGUCUCUCCGGCGAAGUGUUUCACGAUUUAGCGGAACGGAUGAUGUGCGGCGCAGCAGGACUCCGGUGAGAGCUGCGGAACGGAGAUCGGCUAGCCAAAAUCGAGUACAGUGCACGGCCAGAACCCUGCGUGGUGAUCAGUGUCGCAGCAGUGCCCAAACUGGCAGUGAUUACUGUCGUCUUCAUGGACCGCGAGGCUUGUGAACCGCGUACCACGAUGCUUUUCCUCAAGCAGCUCUCUUAUUUAUUUAAAUUGUCUUAUUUUCUUAGUUCCGUUCUACCUCGCUAUAAGUUUGCUGUUUGAUUUAAUGUGGACAUGGAUGUGUUGUAUUAUUUCAACUUCUUAGAUAAUUAGGAAUUUAUCUUACGAAUUGGCCGUGUUGGGUUUUAGAAAAUUGUAAAUAUUUUAAAUUAAUUUUUUGCUUUAUUUUAGCCGCAAACCGGGUUUUACGUGUACGCCGUAAGGGUUUGUUUAAGACAUACAGUAAUAAAUUAUAUUG
Anopheles aquasalis is the source of this 2232-nucleotide messenger RNA. RefSeq names its product protein brambleberry-like. Lineage: Eukaryota; Metazoa; Arthropoda; Insecta; Diptera; Culicidae. The record is from RefSeq and is a predicted model, not a curated record.